AUGAACACGAAGACGCCUCAAUUUGCAACUUUGCGAGCGACUAUUGCCGCUCUGACAUGCCGUAACUGGGCAAUUGAGGGCUUCAGUCGCAUUGUUAUCGCGACCAGUGACGCAAGUGUGGCUGAAGGCAUCACAGUUUCUAUCAAAGAUUGGCUCCAGCAGGGCUGGUUUGUCCGGGGUCAACCAGCUACUCCAGUACUUAACAUUGACCUGUGGUGGACUUUGAUGGAGGCCGUCCAAAAUUGUGGUCGAUACGGCCUGACGUUGUAUUUCUGCGAAACAGACGGCGAAUGGAAUGAGACCGCCAGAUUGUACGCUGCCGCUGCGGCUCAAAGGACCUGCACCAGUAUUCUUCAAAAAGGCGAAGGCUCUUGGCCUUCAAUUCGUUGA
This is a messenger RNA of Penicillium odoratum, 390 nucleotides long. Its product is annotated as RNase H domain protein. Gene Ontology annotation, molecular function: nucleic acid binding. Bases 1 to 390 code for a protein of 129 amino acids. The record is from RefSeq and is a predicted model, not a curated record. Lineage: Eukaryota; Fungi; Ascomycota; Eurotiomycetes; Eurotiales; Aspergillaceae. The transcript has a single exon.